AUGCCGAAGCUCAAGCUGGCGACGGUCGCGGCUAUGUCGUUGACGAAUGGGGUCGGAAAGGACGGCGGACUGCCUUGGCGACUGAAAGGCGAGAUGGCGUACUUUCGUAAAGUCACAAGCCACGUUCCGGAGGAGGCGGAGCGAACAGGAGCGCGAAACGCCGUGAUCAUGGGAAGGAAGACUUGGGCAAGCAUUCCGCCAAAGUUCCGCCCGCUCAACGGCCGGCUCAAUGUCGUGAUCAGCCGAACGUCCAGCCCUCAAGAUCUGGGAAUCGAACCGGACUCGAAGGACGUGAAAGUGUUCUCAUCGGUCGAGCAAGCCCUGUCGCACCUAGCAACUCCGCAAGCAAAUGUCAUCCGUGUCUUCGUAAUCGGCGGCGCACAGCUUUGGACGGAUCUUCUCCAUCUGGAAUCGAGCGUAGCAGUGGUGGACAAGCUGCUAGUGACUCGGAUAUUGACACCUCGGUACGAGUGCGAUGUAUACUUCCCCGAGUUUAGGACGCAGGAGCAAUAUUCGAAGGAGCUGGAUCAGGCCAAUAAGAUUCUCGCAGGACAGGAGAAGAGCAACGAGACAAAAACACCGCACGAGGGGCCAUCGAGUCUCCUCAAGCAGCAAGCGUGGACUCAGGCGUCAGUAGAAGCGUUGCGACAGUAUCUGGGCAGCGCAUGCCCGCCUGCACUUGCGGAAUCGCCAGACAUGCUGACGAACGAAGGCGAGACGUGGUACGAAUAUCAGCUCUGGGAGAAGACUGGUUGA
Messenger RNA from Kalmanozyma brasiliensis GHG001, 756 nucleotides. Its product is annotated as Dihydrofolate reductase domain protein. Lineage: Eukaryota; Fungi; Basidiomycota; Ustilaginomycetes; Ustilaginales. Gene Ontology annotation, molecular function: NADP binding; dihydrofolate reductase activity. Gene Ontology annotation, cellular component: mitochondrion. The record is from RefSeq and is a predicted model, not a curated record. The transcript has 2 exons. The coding region runs from base 1 to 756 and encodes 251 amino acids. Gene Ontology annotation, biological process: glycine biosynthetic process; dihydrofolate metabolic process; folic acid metabolic process.